AUGGAUGAGAAGCCAACUGGAGCGCCCAAUGCAGAGGCAACUCGUCUCCGAUGGCAGCCAGUUGAUGAAGAAACAGGCCUGCAGUCCAGAAGAGAUCCCCCGCCACUGUCUCGCACUAUCUCGGCGGCAUCAAAUAGCUCUGCUCGCAGUCGCGCGAGAAGAGCGACCGUUGACCCCUCACUUUCCUUGCCAAUCCAUUAUCGUACCGUUUCGUUCGAUAUUGAUGAAGUGAGAGAUCGUGAACGAGCUGAGGCCACCACGACCAAGAACAAUGUUGCAACCGACCUUUCUAACCUCAAUUGGCACAAAAUAUCCCCGGAAGAAGUACAGAAACGAUGGCGGGUUGACAUCUCUCAAGGGCUAUCGAGCGAUCAGAUCCAGCAACGGGUCCGGGAAUUUGGCAAAAACGCACUGUCUCCGCUACCACACCACUGGUUUUGGCAGAUCUUUGGCUAUUUCUUCAAGGGCUUUGGGGCGAUUCUAUUGAUUGGCUGUGUGCUCGUCUUCAUCUCGUGGAAACCCUUAGGACAGCCUCCUGCUGCGGCAAAUCUUGCCCUGGCCAUUGUCCUCCUCGCGGUGUUCUUCAUCCAGGCGGCCUUCAAUGCAUGGCAGGACUGGUCAUCCUCUAGGGUUAUGGCUUCUAUUACAGCCAUGCUGCCUGAGAGCUGUCUUGUUCUCCGAAACGGCUCUCUGAAUGUGGUCUCCGCCCCGGACAUUGUCCCCGGGGACGUGGUUCAUCUCAAAGCGGGAAACAAGCUACCUGCAGAUGUGCGCUUAGUUGGGGUCUCGAAUGACGUGACCUUUGAUCGGUCCAUCCUGACUGGCGAGUCCUUGCCUGUCAAUGGGACUGUGGAUUCAACGGAUGACAACUAUCUCGAAACGCACUGCAUCGGGCUUCAAGGCACUCACUGCGUCGCUGGAAGUGCAAUUGGUGUAGUUGUCUCCACUGGAGACUCAACUGUCUUUGGUCGGAUUGCCAAACUAACAAGCGAACCGAAGACAGGCCUAAGCACCCUUGAGAAGGAGGUCUUGCGAUUUGUCCUGUUAAUCGUUCUGAUCAUGCUGGCGAUGAUUAUCAUCGUGAUCGUUGUCUGGGCUACAUGGCUUCGAGUCGACCACCCUGGGUGGAUUAACGUACCGACAUUGAUCGUCGACUGUGUCAGUGUUGCAAUCGCGUUUAUUCCAGAGGGCUUGCCGAUCGCCUUGACUGCCAACCUAACCAUAACCGCCAACCUCAUGAGCAAGAACAAAAUUUUGUGCAAAUCUUUGAAGACUGUUGAGACGUUGGGGGCUGUUUCGGUGAUAUGCUCUGACAAAACUGGGACACUAACAAUGAACAAGAUGUUUGUGACCGACUGCGCCCUCUCAACAUCCUGCUUUAGCACAGACCUAGCCAGAGACGAAAUGGUCGUGAAGGGAAGGAGAACCGGGAUACAUCAGCUCCGUGGUAUUGCUGGUCUCUGCAAUGCGGCCGAGUUCGAUGCCUCUUCUAUGAGCCAGCCCCUUCACGAGAGGGAGAUCUAUGGUGAUGCAACCGAUCAGGCUAUCCUGAGAUUUUCCGAAGGCCUUGGAUCAGUUGCCGAGCUGAGGCAUGCCUGGCGAAAGACAUACGAGCUGGCAUUCAACAGCAAGAAUAAGUUCAUGAUCCGUACUUUUAGUCCGGCAGGAUCCGGAGGGCUAAGCUUUGCAAUGUCCACGGCAGAGUCAGCACAAUUCAAGCUGAAUGAUACUCUACUCACAAUAAAGGGCGCACCUGACUUUCUGAUCGAGCGAUGCACCCAGACUGUUGACACUGACGGAAGUGUGCAAGCUCUGGAUGGACGGAUACUGGCUCAUAUCAAAAACGUCAAAGAUCAAUGGUCCGGUGAAGGCAAACGCGUGAUUCUCCUUGCGCGGAAAGUCAUUCCAGCGUCCGAUAUUAUGUUUCCUCCUUCAUCUCGAGAGUUCGAAUCCGAGGCCAUGAAUCAUGCAAAGACCGGCCUAAUCCUCGUUGGCCUGGUCGGUAUUGUUGAUCCCCCAAGAGAGGAGAUUCCUGAUGUGGUCAGGACACUGAGGCGCGCAGGAGUCCGCAUCUUCAUGGUGACUGGUGAUUUUGGGCUCACUGCUGUCGCCAUUGCCCGGCAAUGCGGUAUAGUCAGCACUCAGGGACCAGUUGACGAUGCCUCAUGUCUCCAAAGACUAGACUCCGACGACGAAAAGCCCCCUGGAACUCCAUGCUCCGUUGCAAUCACCCUGAGCGGAUCCGAACUCAUGAGCUUGAACGACUAUCAAUGGGAACAGCUCUGCCAAUACCAGGAAAUCGUCUUCUGGCGAACGACUCCAGAGCAAAAGCUGCGCAUUGUCCGUGAAUUCCGCGCUCGCGACGAAAUCGUCGGCAUGACAGGCGACGGAGUCAACGACGCCCCAUCCCUCAAAGCAGCAGACAUUGGAAUUGCCCUUGGAAGCGGCUCUGAUAUUGCCAUCGAGGCAGCAGACAUGGUACUGAUGGAAUCGUUCUCGGCCAUCGUCGAAGCGGUACAAUACGGCCGCGUAGUCUUCGACAACCUAAAGAAAACCAUCAUCUACCUCCUCCCAGCCGGCUCAUUCUCCGAAUUCUGGCCCGUGUUCACCAGCGUCGUGUUCGGCCUUCCCCAGGUACUAUCCUCCUUCCUCAUGAUCAUCAUCUGCUGUUUCACCGACUGCGCCGCAGCCACCGUCUUCGCCUACGAAGCCCCCGAAGCCGACGUCCUCCUCCGCCCACCCCGCAAACCGAACCACAACCGCCUCGUAAACUGGAAACUCAUCCUGCACGCCUACGGCGUCCUCGGCCUCAUCGAAACCGCCACCUCUUUCGCCAUGGCCUUCUGGUACCUCGAACGCAACGGGAUCCCCUUUUCCGCCCUAUGGUUCAAAUUCGGCGCCAACCCAGAUAACAUCGACCCGGAGUGGCUCACUGCCCGUCUCAACGAAGCAAGCUCCGUUUACUUUAUCAAUCUUGUCGUCAUGCAAUGGUUCAACCUAAUGGCCAUCCGCACCCGACAUUUAUCCAUCUUCUCGCACCCGCCCGCCUUCAACAAACACACUCAGAACUUGCUCCUUUUUCCCGCGAUCUUGUUUGCCCUUGGGAUGGCAGUCUUCUGGUUAUAUAUCCCGCCGUUGCAGCGUGUAUUGGGCACGAGUAGUGUUCCUGUAGAGCAUUAUUUUCUGCCGGCUGCUUUUGGGUUGGGGAUUUUGGUCUUGGAUGAGCUGAGGAAGGCUGGAGUGAGGAGGUGGCCGGGGGGUGUGUUGAGUAGGUUGGCUUGGUGA
Molecule: messenger RNA, 3285 nt
Organism: Aspergillus sclerotioniger CBS 115572
Lineage: Eukaryota; Fungi; Ascomycota; Eurotiomycetes; Eurotiales; Aspergillaceae
Product: cation-translocating P-type ATPase
Exons: 10
Coding region: 1-3285 (1094 amino acids)
Biological process (GO): proton transmembrane transport; intracellular sodium ion homeostasis; potassium ion import across plasma membrane
Cellular component (GO): membrane
Molecular function (GO): ATP hydrolysis activity; P-type sodium:potassium-exchanging transporter activity; ATP binding
Source: RefSeq, a predicted model, not a curated record